ACCCAUUCCGCGGAUUCCAACUCGGUUUUGGUGGAUUGAUACCUCAUUUUCCAUUCCUUUCCAGAGAUCAAUCAUGGCCGGCCGAGGUCAGCGCGGGCCAGCGAAAACGCUCCUUCAACCGAUCCACUUCAUCUUCAAGCUCCUACAACAAAGAUCUACAGUGUCGAUAUGGCUUUAUGAACAGCUUGCUGUCCGGAUAGAGGGGAAGAUACGCGGUUUCGACGAAUUUAUGAACUUGGUCAUUGAUGACGCCGUGGAGGUUAGAGUGCCAACAAAGGAUCAAGAAGAGCAAAGGAGGCAGUUGGGCCAGAUUCUACUCAAAGGCGACAAUGUUUCUCUGAUACAAGCGCUGCAAUAAAACUGUGUGGUUAAGGGAUACGAUUUGUACAUUGGCGUUUGUAUCGGCUAUUUAUUUCUCGGCGAAAGAAAAUGCGAAGGAGAAGGUGAAAGAAUGAUUUGCGUCUAUUCCCGCUUCAGUACCCGUCCGUCACCCGCGAUUAGCGCGUCUACUGGGUAAUCUUGUUCACCGGCUGGAACCCGUUCUGGAGGAGGAAGAAUUUGCUCUUGCAGAGCCAGAGCAGCUAUAGCUUGAAUGAGUCGACGAUAUAUGUAAAGAACCGGGGAGAGAUACUUACCGAGAUACGGUUUUCGACUUGUGCUUGUGGUAUCAUCUCGACAUCGCAUGAAGAAAUGGUCAUAAUAGCCCUUGCCAUGGCCGAGUCUUCCGAAGCUUUCAUCAAAUGCUAGUCCUGGCACAACAAUCAAAUCUAAUCCAGCCUUACUUGUCUCUGUGGAAGGAUGAGACAGCCCUCGAAGUCCAUAUCCCCCAAAGCAAUUUUCUCUUGUAGCAAGUGAGCCUGCGUCCAGCGAAGGGAUACCCCAUUUAUCUGGCUGCAGAGACUCGUAAUCCUCAAUUGAACGGAGUGCCAGCAUCUCCAUCACAGA
Messenger RNA from Coccidioides immitis RS, 945 nucleotides. Its product is annotated as LSM domain-containing protein. The transcript has 3 exons. Gene Ontology annotation, cellular component: precatalytic spliceosome; U4 snRNP; U1 snRNP. The record is from RefSeq and is a predicted model, not a curated record. Gene Ontology annotation, molecular function: RNA binding. The coding region runs from base 74 to 358 and encodes 94 amino acids. Gene Ontology annotation, biological process: mRNA splicing, via spliceosome; spliceosomal snRNP assembly. NCBI's taxonomy places the organism in Eukaryota, Fungi, Ascomycota, Eurotiomycetes, Onygenales, Onygenaceae.